AUGAAUAAAAAGGCAAGCCUUUCGGAUUCUAUAACCACUCCUACAGAACCAUAUAUAAAACAUUUAUCCUUACCUAGUCCAAUAAUCACAAGGCGUACUAGAACAAAUUCAACAUCGGCUAAAGCAUUUGAAAAUCCUAUUGAAAAAGGUACGGUUAAAAUGUUUUGUCGUGAAAAAGGUCAUGGAUUUAUAACGUCAAAUCGAACUGGAGAAGAUAUUUUUGUACACAUCUCAGAUAUCGAAGGAGAAUAUGUGCCAUUACCUGGUGAUGAAGUCGAAUAUAGAUUAUGUCCGAUUCCACCAAAAUUUGAAAAAACUCAAGCUGUUCAUGUUAAUAUAAUUCAUUUAACACCAGAAGUUCAUGUUAAAUGGGAUAGUUUAAUAAAACAACAAAAUUAA
This is a messenger RNA of Pediculus humanus corporis (human body louse), 399 nucleotides long. Its product is annotated as calcium-regulated heat stable protein, putative. Gene Ontology annotation, cellular component: cytoplasm. Gene Ontology annotation, biological process: regulation of mRNA stability. Bases 1 to 399 code for a protein of 132 amino acids. Gene Ontology annotation, molecular function: mRNA 3'-UTR binding. The transcript is spliced from 2 exons. NCBI's taxonomy places the organism in Eukaryota, Metazoa, Arthropoda, Insecta, Psocodea, Pediculidae. The record is from RefSeq and is a predicted model, not a curated record.